Messenger RNA from Cottoperca gobio, 2279 nucleotides. RefSeq names its product rho GTPase-activating protein 19-like. Gene Ontology annotation, biological process: signal transduction; regulation of small GTPase mediated signal transduction. Gene Ontology annotation, cellular component: cytoplasm. Gene Ontology annotation, molecular function: GTPase activator activity. The record is from RefSeq and is a predicted model, not a curated record. NCBI's taxonomy places the organism in Eukaryota, Metazoa, Chordata, Actinopteri, Perciformes, Bovichtidae.
AACAACCAAUAGGUGACGAGGUGGGCGGGGCCUACAGAAUAACAGCGGAGGAUUCAAACUGAGCAUGGCUGCGGGCAAGGAUGUCGAUAAAAACACACAAAAUAAAAGCGGUACAGUGUGCAGUAUGGUGAUCAAUCAUGAGAAAUCACCUGGUGGCUCUCGUGCUGGCCGACCACCAGUCAUUUUCAACCCAGACUUUUUUGUGGAGAAACUCCGCCACGAGAACCCUGAUGUUUUCCUGGAGCUGGUGCUUAGUAACAUCACUCGCCUUAUUGAUCUUCCUGGGACAGAGUUUGCACAGCUGCUUGGUGAGGAGAGCCCUAAGACCCCAACAGGUGGAAAUGGAGGCUUCUUUCGCUCUUUCAACUUCCUCAAACGCAAAGAUAAAGACGUUGUGUUUGGAACCCCACUGACUGAGAUGUGCAUUGCCCAGAUCUACCAGCUCAUUGAGUACCUCAGCAAAAAUCUGCAUGUGGAAGGUCUGUUUCGGGUGCCAGGGAACAGUGUCCGGCAGCAGACCCUGAAGGAGCUCCUCAACAGCGGAGUCGAUGUUGACCUGGAGUCUGGAGACUUUCACCCCAACGAUGUGGCCACGCUGCUCAAGACUUUCCUGGGAGAGCUGCCCGAGCCCCUGCUCACGCACAGACACUUUCACGCACACAUUAAGAUAUCUGAUCUGACUCUGUUUGACGAACAUGGCAACAAGACUGCGAUACCCAACAAGGAGCGUCAAAUAGAAGCCCUGCAGCUUCUCUUCCUGCUGUUACCUCAGGCCAACCGAUCUCUGCUCAAACUGCUGCUGGACCUUCUUUACCACACUGCCAAGCAGCAGGACAAGAACAAGAUGUCUGCCUUCAACCUGGCCCUCAUGUUUGUGCCGCAUGUCCUCUGGCCCAGACAUAUGACCGCUGGUGACCUGAAAGACAAUCUGAAGAAACUGAACAACACCAUGGCCUUCCUCAUCAAGCACUCUCAGAAACUCUUCAGGGCUCCAGUCUACCUGCGUGAAUAUGCCAGAAUGCACUUCACUGGGAGCAAGACUCUGCAGACCAAGGAUGAUCUGGAGCUGCUGAGCUCUGCUCUCAGCGGACUAGCGUUGCCCCUGAAGAGGACGGCUGUUCGAGGCCUCAGCUCUCAGGAGCAGCACCAAUCACCGGCUCAACAAUACACAGAAGAAGCUCUGAAGGAGCUCUUCAGACACGUCCACCACAACAUGCCCGACUCUGCCAAGAAGAAGAAACUCGUCCGACAGUUGGUCAAACAGACAACCUCAGGGACGCCUACUAACGAGCUCCACCAGGUCCCCCCAGCAGCCAGCAAGAAACAUCCUCGUUCCCGCUCCUUUGGUGGCCUCAUCAAGCGUAAAGCUCGCGGUGAGCAGCUGACUGCAGAGAGGCGGCUCCGACACUCCCCCGACACCGCCACAAAGGCUGCGAGAAAAGCUGGUAAAGAGAACGUCGUCCUGCAAGGGGUGAACAGCCAGUUAAAUGGUCACGUGUUGGGGAAGGCAGGGCUGGUAGUAAAACAUCCAGACUUUACUUUCAAGAAGGACAAAGCUCUGAAGGUUUCUAAGCACUCUCCCUCUGUGACCAGGAUGUGUUUCUCUCCUGCUCAGGAGAUCUCUCUGUAAAACACCUCGUCUCGGCCAGGACAUGGGCAGUAUUAAUAUUGUUAUUCCUCUCGUUUAUCAUUGUUUACAUCGUAGUAAGUCUAUUUGAACUGUGACUAAUAUACAAAAGCAUUUAGUCUUGGCCAGAUCAGCCAAACCAAAGCCAGGAACUCAAGACGUGAGUUCCACAAACUGAUACAUGCCGUUAAAUGAAAUCCUCCACUGUCCUUUUUUAAUUUAUUUUCUUUACUUCCAGAAAUUGAAAUGGUCCCAAUAUUCUGUGUGAAUGUGGGACCAGAUGAAGGGCAGCGGCUCCUGUGAUGCCACAUAAUGGUUCAGUGUUGAGUGACGAUCACUUUCCGUAAUGACCUCAAAGCACCACACGUCUGCAUUAUACGCUGAAGGAACGUGUUUUACUUUCACUUCGAAGCAUUAACGUUCAGGACGUCGCUUCCUGCUUUGUUUUGAAUACACUGUCUAAACCUCUGGUUGUUGCUUAGCUCGACCUUUUUCUAAUGUGAAUAUUUCAAAUGGAACAGUAAGCCGUGUCUUGUCUUUGGUUUGGCUUCGCUGGCUCUGACCCGUUUGUGCCAUUAUCACUUUAAACGUGUUUGUUAGCUACUGUAUCAGCGUGUGACCACUAGCUGAGCGUACGUCUGCUGUACAGUGG